AUGGAGACCCACAUGGAUACACGCAGAAGAAAACAGAGAGGAAUGUUUCUGACAGCAAUAUGUUUGAUAUACGAAUACUAUAACACGUAUAUUGAUCGGUCGCCAUGCAUGACAUCUUCUUAUAUUGGCGACAAAUGGGUUGGAGAGUUGCUUGCCGGGCACCCAACACGAUUUUGUAAUAUGUUUCGAAUGACUCAGGCAAUAUUUAUCGAUCUUCUGGACUUACUCGUAGGAUCUCACGGUCUUCAUGGAUCUUCGAGAACCAAUCCACGUGAGGUGCUCGCAAUAACACUGUUCAUAUUAUCCCAAAAUGAGUCUAUGCGAGGAGCAAUGGAGCGAUUUCAACACUCAUCAGAAACAAUAAGCAGAUAUUUCUCAAUCGGAUUGAGCGCACUUGUUAGUCUGUCCUCUCAUGUCAUCAGAGCCUCAGAUUAUAAGUUUGAGCAUAUACCCGCUGAGAUAGCACGUGACGCACGAUAUAUGCCCUUUUUUAAGGACUGCAUUGGUGCGAUUGAUGGAACACAUGUUGACGCACGUAUACCAAAUAGUGAUAAAGUAGCAUUUAUAGGCCGUUGUGGUAGCACUACCCAAAAUGUCAUGGCCGUCUGCGACUUUAACAUGUGUUUCACUUUUGUUAUGGCUGGCUGGGAGGGCAGCGCACAUGACAGUCGAAUUUUCAAAUCUGCGACACGGGAUCCCAAAAGCAACUUUCCACAUCCACCUGCAGGCAAAUAUUACUUGGUUGAUGCUGGUUAUCCAAUGCAACGAGGGUAUUUAAAACCAUUUCCUGAUACGAGAUAUCACAUACCAGAUUUCGCACGUGCAAGUAACGUUACACGAGGAAGAAAUGAAAUAUUUAAUAAACGACAUUCAUCGCUACGUGGUGUAAUUGAGAGAACUUUUGGUGUCUGGAAAAAGAAAUGGGUUAUACUCCGUGAUAUGCCUCCUUAUAAUUUUUCAAAGCAGGUACAGAUUGUCUUUGCUACAAUGGCUCUCCAUAAUUACAUAAGAAGACAUCAUUCCCGUAGCGAUAUCGACUUCCAUUUGGCGGAAUUGGAUGAAGAAAAUGUGCCUUCGGAAACAUUUGAAUACCGUCUAGGCCAGUUUUUCACCGAAGAGGAGACUGAGGCUUCCAUCGCCUUCACUGUAGAUGGGGAAGGUGCAAGCGAGAUGGCAGAGCUGAGGGAACGAAUAGUUGAUGAGAUAGCAUGCCUAUGA
Molecule: messenger RNA, 1218 nt
Organism: Phalaenopsis equestris
Lineage: Eukaryota; Viridiplantae; Streptophyta; Magnoliopsida; Asparagales; Orchidaceae
Exons: 3
Coding region: 1-1218 (405 amino acids)
Source: RefSeq, a predicted model, not a curated record